GGAAAAUCAAAAUAAUAACAGAGCAAUCUCUCACGUGUUUUCCACAUUUCCUGACAAAAAAUGGAAGAAGAAGAGCAAGCAGCUGUCAAUUUCAUCUCCUGCAUCGCUUUUGUAGCACGCGGAAUUGCAAAAGAAAACCCCGAAAAGGUUAAUCUCUCGCCCGAAGAACUCAACCGAAUCAUCGCCGAAACAAAAUCCGAACUCCGCGAUGGCGAAGAAGAGGAAGAAAUGAAAACUUCUGACGACGAAGCGCCAUCCGAAAAUGACGAAAAUAUGACACAACCUGCUCCCAAUAAUGGCGACGAAUAUCAAUUUGACAAAUACGAAACGGAAGGCGGACAACCGGGGAUGCGAAUUGGCGACGUUGCUGUUGCGGAAGACGAUGGGCAACUUCCCGACGAAGAAGAUUCCGAAGCUGAGGAUGAAAUUAUCAAAAGGAACGAUAAUUUGAUCCUCGUUGGGCAUAUCGAAGACGAUGCAGCGACAAUGGAAGUUUACAUUUACAACGAACAAGAGGACAGUUUGUACGUUCAUCACGAUUUUUUGCUGCCUUCGCAUCCGUUGUGCAUCGAAUGGUUGAGUUACGACCCCGGAAGUGAAGAACCUGGAAAUUUGUGCGCAAUUGGAUGCAUGGAUCCGAUUAUUACAAUUUGGGAUUUGGACAUUCAAGAUUCGUUGGAGCCUACGUUUAAGCUCGGAUCGAAAGGAAGUCGCAAAAAAAAUAAGGAAAAAUUCGGACAUACCGAUGCUGUGUUGGAUUUAUCGUGGAAUAGAAAUUUACCGCAUAUCAUGGCGAGUGGAUCAGUUGAUGAAACAGUAAUUUUAUGGGAUCUCGACGAAGGAUCUCCCCAUACGACAAUCCGAGAUUUCAAUGAAAAAGUUCAAACGCUCAGUUUUCACUUUGCCGAACCCGAAUCUUUGCUCGUGGGAAGUUGCGAUGGAACCGUGAAGCUUUUCGAUUGUCGCGCCACAGAUAAUUCUCACUCCGAAUUCACGUCAUGGGAUGUCAAAGCUGAAGUUGAACGCGUUGUUUGGAACAAACACAAUCCAAAUUGCUUCAUGGUGAGCACAAAUGACGGAAUGAUGCAUUAUUUCGAUCGCCGGAAUGCUCAAGGACCUCUUUGGCAACAAAGUGCGCACGAAAAGGAAGUCACAGGACUCGUGCUAGCUGAACACGUUGAUGGAAUGUUGUGCACGGCAUCCGCAGAUGGCACGGUUAAAGUUUGGGAUUACGAUCAAAAUGGCGCGACGUUGAUUUUUGCGAAACAUUUGAAGAUGGGAGUCAUUCAAAAUAUUCAAGAGUGCCCGGAAAAUUCGUUUAUUUUGGGCGUUGGAGGCGAUGUGAGGAAGAAAAACUUUCAGAGACUGAAUUUGCUGGAUUACGAACAGGUUUCCAAUAAGUUUAAGGAUCGGAGUUUGGUGAAACCGGAAAUUGCGCCGCCAACGCAGGCGAUGGAAGACAUGGAAGUUUAAUUUUUUUUUUAAGUGAAAUUAAUUAUAUUAUAUGGAAAAUAAUAAUUUUUGUUAAUUAU
Messenger RNA from Culicoides brevitarsis, 1532 nucleotides. RefSeq names its product periodic tryptophan protein 1 homolog (gene nclb). The record is from RefSeq and is a predicted model, not a curated record. NCBI's taxonomy places the organism in Eukaryota, Metazoa, Arthropoda, Insecta, Diptera, Ceratopogonidae. Gene Ontology annotation, biological process: rRNA processing. The transcript is spliced from 2 exons. The coding region runs from base 61 to 1473 and encodes 470 amino acids. Gene Ontology annotation, cellular component: nucleus. Gene Ontology annotation, molecular function: protein binding.